AUCUAAAACUUUCUGAGUUUGUAGGCAGAAGCUGAUAAUACAUCAUUGUAGCUUCUUUGUCUCUAGUCCCAUUUAUCAUGAGCCACAGGUUGAAGACCUCUGAUGUGAAACAAGAUGGCUGACAAUGAAACGAAUUGUCAGAAACAAAUAUUUGCUAACCUGGAUGGACUGACGUAAAGUCAUAAAGAAGAAAUUUACUCUACAACAACAAUAUGAAGCUAAUUAAGUCGUAAAGAGAACAACUGCUUCAUUGGACUAUUGGAUUGUGGGACUUCAUUUUUAUGACUUCUGAUUUAUAUCUGUGGGCAAGUCAACAUUUUAGAAUAACAGCCAAUAAAUCAUGUCUGUUGGGAACAUGCUCAGUUCAGGCGACCAAUUUUACAAUUAACUGGUUCAAUAAUUCAAUUGUUCAGUCUUUAAUAUCACUUUAUUGACAUUAAAUAUUGUUUGAUUUAUGGAAUUUAUUUACUACUAACAUUUUAUUUUCUUGAAAAUUACAUUUUUGGAAAACCUGGAUUUAUUUAAAAUUUUUUCCACCAUUGGGCUCCUUUGUUUUCUACAGUUCAGAGUGACAUCGGCACACCAAGGCCGCCAUCUUGUUUUUACUGCCUUUAUCCAUUUGAAAUUUGGACUCAAGUCUACAACGAUAUUUGAGGCAAAUUAAGAGUUUUUGUUUUGUUUUAGACGACACUUGUAAGACAAUAGAGUCAAUAUAAUACAAGAACAAAGUGAUAAUAUUAGGAGAAUAUAAAGUACUAAUUUUAUGAGAAUUCAUGUUCAUUUUUACUUCGGAAAUAUUCAAUCUUUUAAUGUUUAUGCAUCAAAUUAUUAUCUGUAUCAGGACUUUGAAACAAUCGUGCAACUAUUUGAAAGAAACAUCUACACAACUGAUUGGUCACGCCAGAGCAUGAUUUUUUUUCUCAAUAAAAUAAUUAUUUUUGUAAUUUUAAGAUGUUUUCUCUGGUAAAGUUGCGUCUUUAUUCUGCAUAUACUGCAUAUUUUCGUAAUUAAACACAAAGUUCUAGUUCCCUAAUACUCCAACGUACACUUCGACACUUCACAUAUUUUCUGUAUUAUUCUUUCUUUUCUUAGAAAAACAAGUGAUUAAAAUCAGAAAUCAUAUCUCUUAUGAAACAAUCAGAUAUUUUAUUUUUAAUCCAGAUUCCCCAGCCUGUACUUUGACGUAAUGUGGGUUAAAGGUAACUAGUUGAUCAACCUUUGAGACUUUUAAUUUAUCUCUGACAGCUGUUCAGGUUCAACAUUAUGACUGCUAUUCACUGAUAACAGGAAGCCUGCAAAAGGUGCAGAGAUGCGCUUAGUUUAUGUUUUAGUUUUCAGUGCAGAACUUUUGUUUUUAUCUCUAAGAGUGUAAAGAGAAGGUGUGUCUGAACAGUACGGACACAGAGUCCCUGAUAGGAUUUUUUUUUUUUUUUUUUGCUGCUGCUGGAUCAGCUCAGCUCAUUAAUGACGUCACGUUGGGGUGGAGCUUGUGGUGCGUUUAAGGGAGCCGUCCCUAGUCAUUCACACACAGCAGGAAAAGGACUCCGGACAACAGCAGGAUAAACAAAGAAGUGUUUAAGAAGAAAGCAAAGACAACAUGACGAUCGGCAGAAACUCGAGGAAAACCUCAACCCGUAGCUCCAUUCGGGCCCCCAAAUUCCUUGAUAAGUCCAGCGGCUUCUACGGCCGCCUUGACGAACCCGAGCCCGCCACAGACGACGGGUGUGAAAUAAGCGGCGGUAACGUUGAGGCUGAGGUCAAAGAUGGCAGUUCCUACUCCACAAUGGCACCCAACACUUUGGCAGACGAAGACGUGGACGGGUUCGGGGCGAUUGAGGACGACGGAGAGACUCUCCUGCGAAGAAAGCCAAGCCGCCUCAGCAGCAGGUGGAGAAGAAGCACCAGCAGGAAGCAGAAGGACGAGAAGGUAGAAGAGGACCAAACCCAAAACGAGAAGUCCAGCCCGGAAGUUCAGGAAGACAAGAUGAAGGUAAAGACGGAGGAAGAAACGGUGAAGGAGCCUGGCCUUGUUCACUUCCAAGUUCGGGAGUUUGCGGAUGACCGGGUUCUGAUCCGAGACAACAAGAGAGGGAGAGAAAAAGAGGAGGAAGAGUCAGAGGAAGAGAGGAAGAUGAAGAAGGAGCAAGAGGAAGGGAUGAAAAUGGUGAAGAGGAAGAAUUAUCGCAAGGCGUUUGACCGGGCGCUUCGUCGCGGCUGGGAGGCCUUCAUCACCAACCUCUACAGCGUUACGCUCACUCCUGUGACCGCCUCCUCGCCAACAUCGACCUCGCCUUCGCUGAAGAAGAAGAACCUGCACUCGUCUGUGCUGGCUGAGUUUCGGUAGAGCUGCAGCAGAAAAACAUGGACUUUUUAAAAUCCAACAUAAUGAAAUCAGGGCUGGAGUUUCAAUCCUGACAUUUACAGGACCUUAGAUUAGGUAACAUAAACAAUAAUUAUUGAUGUUUGUUACUGAGUCGUAAUUGCUCAGUGCAGUCUUAUUGCUUUGUUUCAGUUUGCAGACUGCAGGUAUUCAUUUUACCACCUGGAGGAGCGAAGCUGUGAAUUUUGCAUUGAAGUCUAACAUUUGUGACUGAGCUGCUCCUUUUAUUUUCUACUUUAUUCUAAAGAGUGAAAAAAAUCUCUUUUUUUGUUAUAUAUACAUCUCACGGUCAGGAGCAUGAAGUGAUGAUAUUUUGUUUCCUUUGGUUUGGCAUGAUGAAACCGCUCAUGUGUUGAUGUGUAACUGCUAAAGGAACUGAAGAUUUCAUCAGCAGCGAUGACUGAUCGGUGGAGUUUUUGUUUUGGUGACAUCCGCAUUUUUAUUUAUGGCUGAUCAGGGAUCAGCUGAUGUUAAGGAGUCUGGAUCCACACCCAAACCCACACAACCACCUUACACAUGUUUCUGACUCAUAUCCACACGCAAUGCAUCUGAUUAACAGUAUUUAUGGAAGAAUAUUUAAACACCUAUGUGCCAGCACAGAAAAACACUAACUACAACUUUUCAUUCCUCUUAUUUUGUUCUGAUGAAGGUUGCAGAAAUCUGAAGGGACAAACUACAACUUAGUGUAAAGACAAUAAUGUGAGCAACUGUGUAUUUCUUGUUGUUUUUUUUGCACAGGAAAUUGGCAAUGUUUAUCCUAUGUAUUUAUUUCCAUAUGAAAUUAUUUAAAACAUUAUUAUAUAACACAUUUAUAGUUACUAGAGUUUUGUGUAAAUUACACAAAAUGCUUUGUAAAUAAUUAUUUUAAAUAUAUUUUAAUAUUUAAGAUUUCUUUUAUUUUGGAGACUAAUACAACCCUGGUGUCCUUCAGUGAGUAUUUAAGAGAUGUUGACGAAUGAUUUUUGUAUAAAUAAACUGUAUUUGCAGUAAAUUUUUAAGAACUUU
This is a messenger RNA of Gambusia affinis (western mosquitofish), 3385 nucleotides long. RefSeq lists its product as uncharacterized. The record is from RefSeq and is a predicted model, not a curated record. Bases 1598 to 2344 code for a protein of 248 amino acids. Lineage: Eukaryota; Metazoa; Chordata; Actinopteri; Cyprinodontiformes; Poeciliidae. The transcript has 3 exons.